AGCUCAUGAGAUAGGUAUGCAUAUACAGCCUUAAGAAAGUUCAAGCCUUCAAGCACAAAAAUGGUAGCCAUUGUGGCUUCUUACAUUGUCACUCCAAAUCAACCAACUCCCAAUGAUCCUUUAUGGAUGUCUGAUAGUGACCAAAUCGGGCACCUACUUCAUGUAUCCAGUAUCUACAUUUACAAAGCAAAACACAACAGCCACAUAAUUGAGAGGAUGAGAAACUCUCUUAGCAAGCUUUUGGUGUACUACUAUCCUGUAGCUGGCAGGUUGAGCUUGACAAAAAGUGGUCGAAUGGAAGUGGAUUGUAACGCAAAGGGAGUGACAUUGGUUGAAGCUGAAAGCACAAAAAGAUUUGGUGAUUAUGGAGACUUUUCACCCUCUGAGUCCACAGAGGAACUUGUUCCAAAAGUUGAUUACACUCAACCUAUAGAGGAGAUUCCCCUACUGCUACUGCAAUUAACAAGGUUCCAUGGUGGUGAAGGCCUUGCCAUUGGAGUUGUUAUGUCUCAUCCAUUGACUGAUGCGAUUGGCUUCGUUCACUUCAUGAACAGAUGGGCAAAGCUGACUCGAGGAGAAGCACAAGAACCUAAUGAAAUUCCAUUUCUUGAUCGAACACUACUCAAGUUACCACAUCAGCCAUCAGCACCAAGCGUUAAACUUCCAGAGUGGAAGCCAGCACCAAAAAUACCAGGAAAAGAGCAAACGAGAAGUGCUGCAUUGCUUGAGCUCACAUCAAACCAGGUACAGAGGCUAAAGGAGAAGGCUAAUGAUCAAUCUUCAAAAGAAGGUUCAAGACCUUAUAGCAGAUUUGAAGUUGUUGCCGCUCAUAUAUGGAGAUGUGCAGCUAAGGCUCGUGAAUCUGGUGAGAACCACCCAACUGUCGCUCGGUUUAGUGUUGAUUUUCGCAAAAGAUUGAAUCCACCUCUCCCUCAGAAUUUUUUCGGAAAUGCUUUGGCAAAAGCAGUGACACCUAAAUGUUAUGAGAGAGAUAUCAUAUCAAACCCAUUAAGUUUUGCUGCUCAAAAGAUAAGGGAAGGAGCUCAUGCAGUUACGGAUGAGUAUAUAAGGUCACAAUUAAAUGUUAUUUUAGGGCAACAGCAAUUGGAUCAAAUAAGGGCUUUUUUCAAGGGACAAGGACACCGUCUGAAUGUCCCGUAUGCUGGGGAUCAUAACAUCCUACUUACAAGCUGGAUUACCAUGCCAUUGUAUGAAGCAGAUUUUGGUUGGGGAAAGCCAGUGCUCUUUGGUUUAGCAACUCGGUUUCAAGAAGAUAGGGCAGCAAUUCUUCCAAACCCAGAAGGAUACGGUGUUACUGUCAGCAUAUUUUUCCAGACAACACUUAUGCAGCUCUUCAAAACAUUCUUCUAUGAGGAUAUGUAGGUAUCCUCGUUAUAGCACAUAUUUGGAGCUAGGAAAUAUCCUGUUAGUUAUUGUGUUUAGGACUGCUGCAAUGGUUCCGCUUUGCAGUUUAAUUUUAAAGUUCUGUUUCCUAGUUUUUAGAUGUUGACAAUGUUCAAUUUCUUUAUUAAGUUUCCUUGAUCGUGGGCUAACUAGAGCAGAGAGCAAUAGCACAUGAUCUACGAUCUAUAAUACAUGUAAUUUCCCUAUAUGCAAUGCAACGAUCUUACAUGUGACUUGUGAUUUUCUA
Molecule: messenger RNA, 1651 nt
Organism: Glycine soja
Lineage: Eukaryota; Viridiplantae; Streptophyta; Magnoliopsida; Fabales; Fabaceae
Product: spermidine hydroxycinnamoyl transferase-like
Exons: 1
Coding region: 61-1383 (440 amino acids)
Molecular function (GO): acyltransferase activity, transferring groups other than amino-acyl groups
Source: RefSeq, a predicted model, not a curated record